This is a messenger RNA of Trematosphaeria pertusa, 833 nucleotides long. RefSeq lists its product as uncharacterized. The coding region runs from base 1 to 540 and encodes 179 amino acids. NCBI's taxonomy places the organism in Eukaryota, Fungi, Ascomycota, Dothideomycetes, Pleosporales, Trematosphaeriaceae. The transcript has 3 exons. Gene Ontology annotation, cellular component: mitochondrion. The record is from RefSeq and is a predicted model, not a curated record.
AUGCAGUCGCUUCGCAGGACAGCAGCGACUGCCGCCCGCAAGGGCCGGACUACCCUGCCCCGCCAGCCGCGCCGGUACGCUCACGACGAGCACGCCCACAACCGCAGCCAUGAGUCCGUGAACGAAUCUAUGGGAAAAGGCUUCUGGAUCACCAUUGGCGCCAUCCCCGCAUCGUGGGCCGUCUACUACAUUUCUCGCUCUGACGAUCCGAAUGCUCCGAAGCUCUUCACCCGCCUCAUCGACAAGUACACGGAAGCGCAGGACAAGCUGGCAGCGAGGAAUGACCUGCACGUGCAGAUGGUUGAACAGGCCGGCGGGGACAGGAUCCUGUUCAGGAACUCGAAACCGCAGGAAUACGUGCAGAUGAAGUUUCCCGAGAUCAUGAACGUCGGGUCACCCUACAAUGUCCCUGCCGGUAGCCAAGUCAGCAUGGACAAAGUGAUCGAGAAGUACAAGAGGGAAGCAUACGAAGACAAUGAGCGCAAGCUCGAAGCACUGCGCAGUGGCAAAAUCAAGUCCGAGCCGCCAUUCGAGCCGUGACGCCUGUACUUGCACGCUACCUGUAUAUAUUCAUCGAAUAAGGUUUUUUUCCUUGUCUUUCCAAUGUCCUGGGGUUUGAAGUGCUGCCCGUCUGCCGGAUCGGCACGUCUUUUAUCAGCGUACGUCCUGUCUCGCUAUAGAUGCUGCUUUAACUUCAAUCUUCGAAACCUUACCUCCUAGUCAGCGCGCGAUAUUUCCCGUAGGAAUUCCCGUAGGAUCCCUUUUGGAUUCUCCGCCAUGAAGCCCCCGUCACCACUUGAACAGCCGAGCUCAUCCACCAAGUUCGGCGGAAC